Molecule: messenger RNA, 1990 nt
Organism: Cottoperca gobio
Lineage: Eukaryota; Metazoa; Chordata; Actinopteri; Perciformes; Bovichtidae
Product: small glutamine-rich tetratricopeptide repeat-containing protein alpha-like
Exons: 12
Coding region: 193-1434 (413 amino acids)
Biological process (GO): post-translational protein targeting to endoplasmic reticulum membrane
Cellular component (GO): membrane; TRC complex
Molecular function (GO): protein binding; molecular adaptor activity
Source: RefSeq, a predicted model, not a curated record
UACACCGGCGCAUACGCAUGACGACAUAACUCCGCGCCAAGCUAAUUAAAUAGCUGAAUGACGGCUACGAUUACUCGAAGGAUUGGAGCUAACGUCAAUUUAUCCGUUACCGGGCUCAUACACAACUGAAACAUAGAGACAGCUGGGUCUCUCUCCCUCAGUGACCACAGAGAGGUCUGAGCCUCCGUCACCAUGACAGACAACAAGCGUCUCGCCUUCUCCAUCCUCCAGUUCCUCCACGAUCAGCUCAAGUCGGGGAAUCUGACCUCAGGUGCCCAGGAGAGUCUGGAAGUUGCUGUUCAGUGUUUGGAGACGGCGUAUGAAGUUUCGACUGACGACCAGACCCUCGCCGUCCCCAUGACAUUACCGGAGAUCUUCGCCUCAGCCACAGCCGGGGUAAACAGGCCUUUUCCGGCUGAGUCGCAGGUCAACAACAACUCCGCUCCUCCACAACCUCCAAACUCCCUCACUGAGGAACAGAGAGACGAGGCAGAGGAGCUCAAAACGGACGGGAACGACCAAAUGAAAGUGGAGAACUACGGAGCUGCUGUUGAGUUUUACUCAAAGGCCAUCGCCAUCAACCCUCAGAACGCCGUCUAUUACUGCAACAGGGCUGCAGCGUACAGUAAACUAGGGAACUAUGCAGGAGCGGUGCAGGACUGUGAACAGGCCAUCAGCAUCGACCCAAACUACAGCAAAGCCUACGGGAGGAUGGGUUUGGCUCUGGCCAGCCUCAACAAACACACAGAAGCAGCGAGUUACUAUAAGAAAGCUCUGGAGCUGGACCCCGACAACGACACCUACAAAAUCAACCUGAAGAUCGCUGAGGAGAAGAUGGAAACAUCCAGUCCAACAGCGGGGAUGGGUGGAGUGGAUCUGGCCGGUCUGCUCAGUAACCCUGGCUUCAUGAACAUGGCGUCCUCUCUGAUGAACAAUCCGCAGGUUCAGCAGCUGAUGUCGGGGAUGAUGUCAGGAGCGUAUGGUGGGAUGCCGGGAGGAGGAAUGCCGGGAGGAGGAAUGCCGGGAGGAGGAAUGCCGGGAGGAGGAAUGCCAGGAGGAAUGCCAGGAGCACUAGGAGGAGGAAUGCCAGGAGGAAUGCCAGGAGGACUAGGAGGAGGAAUGCCAGGAGGACUAGGAGGAGGAGGACUAGGAGGAGGAAUGCCAGGAGGACUAGGAGGAGGAAUGCCAGGAGGACUAGGACUAGGAGGAGGAAUGCCAGGAGGACUAGGAGGAGGAAUGCCAGGAGGACUAGGAGGAAGCGCUCCGCUCCCCGGACCUGCUGCUGGUACUGGAGCAGGAGAUUUAUCAGGACUGAUCCAGGCCGGUCAGCAGUUUGCUCAGCAGAUGCAGCAGCAGAACCCCGAACUCAUCGAACAGCUGAGGAGUCAAAUCCGCAACCGAACACCCAGCGCUGGAAACGAGGAGCAGCCAUGACACUCAGAAUACAGUUGGAUAGGUUUGUGCGUGGAGGAGAAGAAGAGCUUAUUUGGAUCAUUUAUAACUCGAAGGACUAAAAACAAGUUUUUUUUCCCCCAUCACUGAAUAAUUCCUGCACGAGAGAACGAGGAGCUCCCGCUUCAUUCAGGAGCCACGUCACCAAAAACAACAAACACCCACUUCCUGCGGCUCUGUGUUUUUUAGGAAGAACAUUUUGACUUUAACACUUUGAUAUAAAACACUGAUGAAUUCUAAUGAAAAUUAAUUCUCUAAUAGGAACAUAGAUGUUAAAAAAAGUGUUUAAAACCGAAGCUUGAAAUUUCUUCUUAAAACUACACAGUGUAACUUUAAAUGUUUUUGUCCGGUACCUUGUUUAUUGAUGGAUCUGAUUGCGAGUGAAAGUGUGAGUGUGUGUGUGUGUGUGUGUGUGUGUGUGUGUGUAAGAGUAUCAGGGUUAACUUGGUGUGUGUGGCAGGUUGAGCUGUGAGGAGGCAGAGAGCUGUUCAAACACAGUCUGACAAUUAAAAAGAGCAUCUCAACAUUUUACACCCUC